AUGGAUUUUGCAUCACAAAACACCAAAAAAAGUAGUCUUGUCCAUGUCUUUCUUGUCGCAUUUACGGGUCAAGGCAUUGUUAACCCUCUUCUUAGACUAGGGAAGUGUGUUGCUAGCAAGGGUAUGUUGGUUACCUUCUCUGCACCCGAACGAGUUGGCAAAGAGAUGAGAGCUGUCGAUGAGAACUUGAUCAUCGAUAAACCAACUCCUUAUGGAGACGGUAUGAUCAGGUUUGAAUUCUUUGAGGAUGGAUCCUCGGACUAUGUUGAUCCAUCCAAAAUUAAUGAUUUUGACUUGGUGAUGGAAAUGUUUGAACAAGCUGGAAGAAGGAGCUUGACUAAAAUCCUGAAGAAACAGGAUGACGAAGGUCGUCCUGUUUCUUGUAUAGUCAACAAUCCAUUUUUUCCAUGGGUAUGUGAAAUUGCUGAGAGUCUUGGAAUACCUAACGCGUUGCUUUGGAUUCAAUCUUGUGCUUGUUUUUCGAUAUAUUACCAUUAUAAUUUCAAUCUAGUGCCUUUUCCAAGUGAAUUCGAACCUGAAAAGGAUGUCAUCCUACCUAGUAUGCCUGUUUUGAAAUACUAUGAUCUGCCUACGUUCCUACUCCAUUCAAGUGGAUUCGAAUCAGUGUUGAAACGGAUUAUGUUGAAUCAAUUCAACAUUUUGUCCAAACCUUUUUGCAUUUUGGUGGACUCAUUCCAAGAACUUGAACAUGAGGUGGUAAGGCAUAUGUCGAAAAUUUGCCCCAUUAGAACUAUUGGUCCCUUGUUAUUCAAUGACCCUAAAAUCAUUAGUCCCAUUCGCGGUGAUUGCACAAAAAUCGAGGAGGAUUGUAUCGAGUGGCUUGACUCGAGGCCAACAUCUUCAGUUGUUUACAUUUCAUUUGGUAGUGUUGCAGUUCCUGAUCAAGAACAAGCAGGUGAGAUCGCGUUUGGACUAUUAAAUUCGGGGAUAUCUUUCUUAUGGGUCAUGAAGCCACCCCCUGCCUAUUCUGUUUUUCAGCCUGUUGUGUUACCUGAUGGUUUUCUUUCGAAAGUCGGUGGAAGGGGGAAAAUAGUGACAUGGUGUCCACAAGAACAAGUCUUGUCUCACCCUUCUGUCGCCUUUUUUCUCACACAUUGUGGAUGGAAUUCGUCGAUGGAGGCAAUUUCAAGUGGCGUCCCCAUCAUGGCUUACCCUCAAUGGGGUGAUCAAGCCACAAACGCAAAGUAUUUGGUUGAUGUGUUCAAAAUGGGGAUCAGAUUAAGCAGGGGUGAGAAUGGGAGUAAGAUAAUUACAAGGGAGGAGAUCGAGAAAUGCUUGCGUGAAGCCACUAGUGAUGAUUCGAAGGUAGCAGAGAUGAAAGAAAAUGCGCACAAGUGGAAGAAACAAGCAGAGGAAGCAGUGGCAGAGCGCGGCUCCUCUGCUAUCAAUAUCCAAGCAUUUGUGGAUGAGUUGAAAAAUAUCCAUGCCAAGAAACAAGAAGAAAACGCCUAGUGAUCGAUAGUGUGUUAGUGUGUGCGUGUGGAGUUGGUGUUAGUUUGUGUUUUUACCAUUUCUAAAGUUCAAGAUGCACACUUGAAAGAUUGUUCAUUCCAAGUUUAACUUCAACCUAUUACAUAAAUAUUGAAUUUAUUUGUUAUUU
Messenger RNA from Solanum verrucosum, 1621 nucleotides. Its product is annotated as gallate 1-beta-glucosyltransferase 84A24-like. The transcript has 2 exons. Lineage: Eukaryota; Viridiplantae; Streptophyta; Magnoliopsida; Solanales; Solanaceae. The coding region runs from base 1 to 1473 and encodes 490 amino acids. The record is from RefSeq and is a predicted model, not a curated record. Gene Ontology annotation, molecular function: UDP-glycosyltransferase activity.